AUGUUUACCUCAGCCCUAAAGUCCCUCGUCGUCAGCGGCACCCUCCUCAUCAGCCUUCUCAACCCGGCCGCUUUCGUCCUGGCCGCUCCCAGCCCGGCUGAUCCCGCUAGCACCAGCCCCAAUGUCCCUCUCAGCCCGGAAGACGCUUUGGCUGCGUACACCCGUCCGUUGAACAAGCGUGAGGCCGAGGGCUUGGCCUUGAACGCGAGGAAGGACCCGCCCAAAUGGACGGGCGGCAACAACGAGGUCAUUCACUUCUUCAACUGCCAGAAGAGACCCAACUGGGGUCAUGGAACUGAUUCCUUGGUUAUCAUCUGCGAAGACGACAAGAACUGCCACGACCUCAACUACCUCCCUCCGGACGACUCCCUUUGCCUGAUGGACCGCUUCGACGACGACGGCAUCUUCCAUGUUUGGGAGGGCAGCGUGCAGGGAUGCCUGUUUAUCAACUACAACAACAUGUUGAGCUGGAACAUCACCAAGGAUGCGCAGAAGCAGGCGGAUUUUUUGACCUCCGACACCUUCGUCUACCAGGGUUUCAAGGAUAGCAAGCCCAGGGGUUUGGCUAUUCCCUAUCGUGACUGCGAGAGUAUUUAUUACUUCACGCUGAGGAAGGAUCUGCAGCUUGUUCAUGGCAACUGA
Molecule: messenger RNA, 642 nt
Organism: Neurospora tetraspora
Lineage: Eukaryota; Fungi; Ascomycota; Sordariomycetes; Sordariales; Sordariaceae
Exons: 3
Coding region: 1-642 (213 amino acids)
Source: RefSeq, a predicted model, not a curated record